Messenger RNA from Oxyura jamaicensis (ruddy duck), 1161 nucleotides. Its product is annotated as PHD finger protein 24-like. The annotation marks the transcript as partial. The record is from RefSeq and is a predicted model, not a curated record. The transcript has 7 exons. Lineage: Eukaryota; Metazoa; Chordata; Aves; Anseriformes; Anatidae.
AACCACCACAGCUUGGCCGCGUCAGCCUUCAAAGACAGGCUGCAGGAGCAGCCAGCGGUGCGGCGGCAGGCAGAGGCUGGGGGCACGCGCCGAGGGACACUGGAACAGAUGGUGCAAGAGGGAGAGGAGGAAGUGUCCACGGGGCCCUCGCAGCCGGAGGAGGGCAGUGCCAGCAAGGCCGCAUGGGAGCGGCUGUGGGACGGCCGGGGUGUGGAGCCGGAGGAGUUUGACCGAGCCAACAGGUUCACGCCACCCACCUUCAUCCGGCCACAGCGGGAGCUGCAUGAUGACGAGCCACUGGACAUCAGCUUGGAGCAGCGGGAGCAGAUCCUCAACAACGAGAUGUGUGAGAUCUGCGAGGUGUGGACAGCCGAGAGCCUCUUCCCCUGCCGCAUCUGCAGCCGGGUGUACCACGAUGGCUGCCUGUGCCACAUGGGAUACCUGCAGAACGACAGUGCCGUGGAGGUGAUGGAGACUGCACACACCGAGACUGGAUGGAGCUGCUACUACUGCGACAACCUCAAUCUCCUGUUGACAAAGGAGGAGAUGUACAGCCUGAUGAAGACUUUGCGGCAGUGCAAGAUCAUUCCAGAUACCUGCCUGACGCUGGAUGACUUCCUGCACUACAAGCACCUGGUGCACAAGCAGCAGUUUGAGCGGCCCAUGGGGAAGGCACAGGAGGAGCGGGCCACCCUGCAGUUCUCUGCCCUGGACCCCAGCAAGAAGGGGCAAAUCGAGUGGCCAGAUUUCCUCUCCCACGAGUCUAUCCAGCUGCUGCAGAAACUCCGGCCGCAGAACUCCCUGCUGCGGCUGCUGACGGCCAAGGAGCGUGAGCGGGCACGCGUGGCCUUCCUGGUGCUGGACCAGCACAGCGAUGGCUUCAUUGGGGAGAACGAGUGCCACAAGGCCCGGCAUGCCUGGUUCCGCAAACACCAGAAGGAGACGCUGUCCUGCAACGUCAGCAUCAGCCAUGUCGGGCCUAUGUCAGAGAGCAGCCCCGCCAGCAGCGGCAGCAGCAAGAGCCAGGAGAAGACCCUGCUGGCCGUGGAGCAGGAGGAAGCCAGGUGUGUCGACUGGCCCAGCUUCCUGCAGGAGAAUGUCGCCUACAUCCUGGCUGCCCGCCCCAACAGCGCUGCCGUCCACCUGCAGCAGCCAGCCUAG